AUGACAGAGGCCCAGCGAAAACUCUAUCAAACACACUACAUCGAGUAUCGACAACAGAAAUGUGAUUUCACAGUGCCCAGAAGAUAUCAACACCUUGAAUACAAAAGCGGCGGAGCACAAGGAUGGGUUGUCUGUGCCAUCGACACAGUUCUCAAUCGUCGAGUCGCAAUCAAGAAGAUGAGAAAUCCGUUUGUGAUGGAGAUCUCAGCGAAGAGAACUUAUCGAGAGUUUAUCCUACUUGAAGCAUUUAAACACCCAAAUAUCAUUGAAUUGUUGAACGCUUUCUCUCCACAAACCUCGGCAAGCCAGCUGAGCGAAGUCUACUUCGUGAUGGAGCUCGCCGAUUUCAAUCUUGGACAUGUGAUCCGAGACAAACGCCUCCCCCAUCCGCAUCUCUCAUUUCUCGUCUUUCAACUCCUCUGCGCCAUGAAGCACCUCCACAAAUCGGGAAUCAUUCAUAGAGAUCUAAAACCAGAAAACAUUGUUGUAAAUGAGGAUGUGACGCUGAAAAUUCUCGAUUUUGGACUUGCGAGAAGAGCCGCUUUUGACACUCAAAUGAGAAUGACAAAUUAUGUGGUGACUCGGUGGUACCGAGCCCCAGAGGUGAUCCUCGAGAUGGGCUACACCGAUAAAGUCGACGUUUGGUCGAUUGGAUGCAUUUUCGCCGAAGUUUUAACCAGAAAGAUCCUUUUCCCGGGCACUGAUCACCUUGAUCAAUGGAGAAGCAUUGUGAGCAAAAUGGGCUCUCCUCCGCAAUCGUUUGUCGACAAAAUGUCAAGACAUGUUGCUAUGUUUGUUCGAAAUCAGCCGAGAAAAGAAGCGAAAAGCUUUAGAGAGCUCAUUCCGGAUGAGUACUUUCCACGAGAGACUGAGGAUCCAAGGCACAGCUUGACGGCCGACCAUGCGAGAGAUUUGGUGGAGAAAAUGCUGGCGAUCGACCCGGAUGAGCGGAUCUCCGUUGAUCAAGCAUUGAGACAUCCAUAUGUGGCUGGGUGGUUGAAACAACAUGAUGUCAAUCUGCCAAUCACUACUCAUCGAUACGAUGAUAAUAUUGAGACUGAGGAGAGGAGUAUUGCUCAGUGGAGAGUUCUGAUCUUUAACGAACUCGAACGCUACAAGGAAACUCACGAUGUUUAUGGGACUCAAGGAACAGCUGUU
This is a messenger RNA of Mesorhabditis belari, 1158 nucleotides long. The record is from the annotation of a GenBank genome assembly. NCBI's taxonomy places the organism in Eukaryota, Metazoa, Nematoda, Chromadorea, Rhabditida, Rhabditidae.